Messenger RNA from Anarrhichthys ocellatus (wolf-eel), 500 nucleotides. RefSeq names its product coiled-coil domain-containing protein 9-like. The record is from RefSeq and is a predicted model, not a curated record. NCBI's taxonomy places the organism in Eukaryota, Metazoa, Chordata, Actinopteri, Perciformes, Anarhichadidae. Bases 87 to 500 code for a protein of 137 amino acids. The transcript has 6 exons.
CGGCGUACGUGGAGUGAUCCCAGCCAGUUACUGCCGGAGGAAAAAGCAGUCGGCCGCCUGUGUAUGAAGACAAGUCGGAGGCAGCUAUGUCUUCAGCGGUGGAUCUCAAGACUAAGGAGGAGAAGGACGCGGAGUUGGACAGACGAAUCGAAGCUCUGAGGAAGAAGAAUGAAGCUCUGGUCAAGAGGUACCAGGAAAUAGAGGAAGACAAAAAGAAGGCAGAGCAGGAGGGCAUCGCCGUGACAACACCCCGGAAGCCCCGCCCCCAUGAGCCGGAGACGGACAAGAGGAAGACGGAGAAAGAAAACUUCACUGUCACAGUCGACCUUUCUAAGCAGACGGGGGACAAGAGAGUCGUAAACGACUGGAAACCUGGAACGCCCCGCGGCCGGAAGACAUCAGAGGAAAGCGACGGCCACAGAGGAGGUCCGAACGAUGGCGGCCACAGAGGGGGUCCGAACGAUGGCGCUGUGAACUUUCCCGAGUUGUUUUUGGUCUGA